UACAUCCUCUGCUUGGCGUGAAGUUAGCAGAGCAGAGUGAGCGACAAUGUCACCGCUCACACACAUACUGACUACAGCAGGCAGGAGGGCAGGGAUGGUACUGACUGCAGUACAUACACGGCGGCAUUCCUCUCUUACAAGUACGUUUGAACGUGGAAUUUUUCACUCUUAGCUGAACUGAUCGAAAACAUGGAUAAGAAAGCAACCUGGGACCGGCUCUACACUGAAAACAGCAGCAGGACGACCAGUUUCAAAAACUUUGAGUGGUUCUUUGGGUUCGACUCGGUCCAGGACUUCAUCAUGCCCUUCCUACAGGACGAAUCCCACUCAGAGUCCCUGCUCCAAGUGUUGGAUAUGGGCUGUGGUACCUCCGCCUUGGGCCCCUGUAUAUACAGACACUCUGUUGUCCCAGUCCAGGUCACAUGUGCAGACAUCUCCCCAGUAGCUGUGCGUCUAAUGCAGGAACACGUCCGAGCCAAAGCCAUCAACCCUCACCACCCUUCUUCCCUGCUUGAAUUUCUAGAGCUGGACUGCACACAGCUCCAUGGGCACUAUGGUUGUUCCAGCCUGGACCUUAUAGUGGACAAGGGCACCACAGACGCCUUGCUGAGGUCCAGGGAAGGUAGAGGGAAGGCCAGCCAGGUGCUGAGGCAGUGCCUGAAGGUGUUGCGGAGCUCUGGGUCUCUGCUUCAGUUUUCUGAUGAGGACCCGGAUGCCAGAUUGCUCUGGCUGGAGACUGAGGGGCAGGAGCCGGGAGGGAUGGCAGCAGACGUACGGGUACAGGAAGUUGGGGAGCUGCGAGGAGUGUGUUAUUACUGCUACCAUGUGACUCCUCGCCCUGUUGAGCAGUAGUUGCUGUGCUGCCUGUGCCUCAUAUGGAUCAUCAGUGCGAAUAAAUUAUGUGACGUAUGAAAAAUGAUCUGUGUCAUUUUUGUUAACUUAAUGUCAGUCAUUACAAUGAUCAGUACGGAAUCGUUACUGUCAUCUCUCCUUAAUUUUAUUCAUAUGACUCGUAAGCCUUUUGGCAAUAAGGCCAGGCAAUUGUACGAACACACACACACAGAUUAACACUUAACCACACUUAUCCAUUAUUAACUAAAAAUUAUGUUAGUUUAGGGUUAAGUGCCCAUAUGUUGACACACUCUCCCUCCACACUGGCACUUCACUAAGGAGUGACGCUCCUCAUCGAGUCACACUCUGGGCUGCAGAGGGAACUCCUUGAGAGGGAGGGGAUAAAAACAUGGGUAAACUCAUAGAUGUCCUCAUCACUUGCCACUUGAAGCAGGAAACAGCUGUUGCCAUGGUUACUGAGAAACAUCUUCCUGACAGAGUGUUCUUUCUAAAGUGGAAGGAUGCUAUGUAAUGAGCUUUAGAAAUGUAUUUCAAGUAAAAUGUGUGAUAUUUGUAUUACAGA
Messenger RNA from Myripristis murdjan (pinecone soldierfish), 1414 nucleotides. It is a transcript of the gene cskmt, whose product is annotated as citrate synthase lysine methyltransferase. Bases 190 to 852 code for a protein of 220 amino acids. The transcript is spliced from 2 exons. NCBI's taxonomy places the organism in Eukaryota, Metazoa, Chordata, Actinopteri, Holocentriformes, Holocentridae. The record is from RefSeq and is a predicted model, not a curated record.